UUUAGUAAAUGCGGUCACAUUCGCAUAAAACUUCAGCAUCACCCGUUGAAACGUCAAAGUUGUUGUUGGUGUAGAAUCAAUUACCAAUAGGUCAUAUCUAUGAAGCUCAAUUAAUUGUUGGAUUUAUUCGCAGAAAGAUGGCAUUCAUUGUAAACGACGUCGACAUAAGCGCGGCAGAGCCGAAAGAAUUGCUCUUCGACAAGCAUGUCGAGUACAUAGCAAACCACGGAAAUGACCAAAAUGACUUUGAAUAUUGUAUGACGGAGUUUCUCAGGAUGUCAGGCAUUUACUGGGGCGUUACUGCGUUAGAUCUAAUGCAACAACUGGAAAAACUCGAUCGUAAAUCGAUUGUUGAGUUCAUAAAGAAAUGUCAAUGCCCAACGAGUGGCGGGGUGGCAGCCUGCGAAGGACACGAUCCGCACAUGCUUUACACCCUCAGCGCCGUUCAGAUUCUUUGCAUUUAUGAUUGUUUGGAUCAGAUUGAUGUCGCAGGAGUGGCGAGGUAUGUAGCGAGUUUACAGCAACCAGACGGCAGCUUCUUCGGAGAUAAAUGGGGUGAGGUGGACACUCGAUUUUCGUUUUGUGCAGUCGCGAUUCUUACUUUGAUUAAUAAACUAGACGUUAUAAAUGUGCCUAAAGCCGUGGAAUUCGUUAUGUCCUGCUGCAAUGCGGACGGCGGUUUCGGAUCCAAACCGAAUGCAGAGUCGCAUGCGGGAUUGAUUUACUGCUGUGUGGGCUUCCUGUCGAUUACCAACCAACUGCACAGAUUGGACUGUGAGAAGCUAGCCUGGUGGCUCUGUGAGAGACAGUUACCUAGUGGCGGACUGAAUGGACGUCCUGAGAAGUUACCGGACGUUUGCUAUUCGUGGUGGGUUCUUGCCUCGCUCACUAUUAUGGGAAGACUGCACUGGAUCAGUUCAGAUAAGUUGAAGGUGUUCAUUCUGUCCUGUCAGGAUACUGACACUGGUGGGUUUAGCGAUCGGACGGGAAAUCUUCCGGAUAUAUUUCACACGCUCUUCGGGCUUGGUGCACUUUCCCUACUCGGUCAUGACAAGUUGCUGAAGGUUAACCCGACAUUUUGCAUGCCGCAGUAUGUUCUAGAUAAGCUUAAGAUUAAUACACAGAUUAUUAGCGUUUAGAGGCAUCCAAUUGUCUUAAAAUUGUACAUUUAUAGUUUUAUUUCCCAAAUAAAUGUGAUAAUUCUGGCUGGAA
This is a messenger RNA of Hermetia illucens (black soldier fly), 1212 nucleotides long. RefSeq names its product geranylgeranyl transferase type-2 subunit beta (gene betaggt-II). Bases 138 to 1139 code for a protein of 333 amino acids. Gene Ontology annotation, molecular function: Rab geranylgeranyltransferase activity. Gene Ontology annotation, cellular component: Rab-protein geranylgeranyltransferase complex. Gene Ontology annotation, biological process: protein geranylgeranylation. NCBI's taxonomy places the organism in Eukaryota, Metazoa, Arthropoda, Insecta, Diptera, Stratiomyidae. The transcript is spliced from 4 exons. The record is from RefSeq and is a predicted model, not a curated record.